Patiria miniata (bat star) is the source of this 2824-nucleotide messenger RNA. Its product is annotated as angiopoietin-1 receptor-like. Gene Ontology annotation, cellular component: signaling receptor complex. The record is from RefSeq and is a predicted model, not a curated record. Gene Ontology annotation, biological process: multicellular organism development; protein phosphorylation; cell surface receptor protein tyrosine kinase signaling pathway. Gene Ontology annotation, molecular function: transmembrane receptor protein tyrosine kinase activity; ATP binding. NCBI's taxonomy places the organism in Eukaryota, Metazoa, Echinodermata, Asteroidea, Valvatida, Asterinidae. Bases 1 to 1827 code for a protein of 608 amino acids. The transcript is spliced from 13 exons.
AUGGGACGAGACCUAGCUCGAAGCCGUUCUCCUCAGGGCGAACAUACCUGCAAAGUCUGCCAUAAGCAGUUUACAAGUGCAGCCAGCCUGCGAAGACACAUCGAUGAGCAGCAUCUCGAAAAAGGGAAGUUGAAGUGUCCGUCAUGUCCGAGCCUCUUUCGUCGCAAGCACGACUUAGAUCGCCACUGGGAGGCCGCACACGAGUCCUCGACAGAACCGGAGGUUCCCCGUACGCCUGGACGGAACCUCGACGUCUUGCAACUUCACCCAGACAAGGCUGAUCGUCGGGCCGUGGAGACUCGCAAUGACCAUUGCCCGGCCCCUGUACGCAGAGUGACAACUAUGACAUCGAUGGUGGGGACUCUUUCAACGGCUUCGGUGGAGACGCGUAACAAGGGAGUGCAGACAGAGCAUGGGGAAGGACGAGUUGUGGAGCGCACCACACAGGAGCUAAAUGAUUUAAUCGAACCUAAAGACAUCGAAAUUGGAAGUGGGGGCAGUACUGAAUGCAGAAGCACUAGAUCAAAACGCAAGAGGAGACAGACACAGUCAGUUCAUGUGGGCGACAACGGAUCGCUGACACCAAACACCAAGUACACAGCUUUCAUCCGGGCAUAUGUUGUACUUGACAACAGAAAGGAGGUCUUUGUAACGAGUCCUCUGCUGCAGCCUGUGUGGACUGCCAAAGCGGCUGACUAUACGGUAGUUAUCGUAGUGGUCUGUGUGCUAAGCACAGCCCUGAUCGUUGCAAUUAUUGUUUGUGGAGUGAUGAGGCAGCGAAGACGGCGUCGUGCGGGCAGCAAUCGGCCAACUACUAAUGUAGAGAUGAAUGACGUUGACUAUGAAGUGACUCUUCCUGAGGGUGGCAUAGCAUCCACAGUCUACGAGGACGUUGGCCUGCCAUCGUGGGCCCUGAGAUGGGAGAUUCUCUGGAAGAACCUGGUGGUUGAUGACAAAGUCCUCGGUCAAGGGAACUUUGGUGAAGUGAGAUCGGGAACUGUGAAUAUUGGCGGGAAAAGGACCAAGACUGCCAUCAAAAUACUGAAAGGUCACGCAUCGAAAACUGACCGGGAAGAUUUCAUGGAGGAAUUUCGUACAAUGACCAACAUCGGAUACCAUCCUAAUGUCGUGUCGUUGCUGGGGGCUUGCCAAAAUGAAGAUGUUUUGUACGUCGCGCUGGAAUAUCUAGCCAACGGCGAUCUGCGCAGCUAUCUGCGCACGGCUCGUUCACAAUCGGAGUCGGACGAGGACACCCUGUCCUCCGACCAGCUGAUCAAGUUUGCUCUGGAUGUUGCCAAGGGGAUGAAGCACCUAUCUAUGUCCGGGGUAAUUCAUCGUGAUUUGGCGGCAAGAAACAUCUUGCUCGGCGAGCGACUGGUCGCCAAAGUCUCUGAUUUUGGGCUUUCGAGAGGAGAGGACAUUUAUGUCCAGACGUCUAUGCGCCGUGUGCCUACCCGUUGGUUGGCCAUUGAGUCUUUGCUGGAUCGCACCUACACCACUCAAAGUGACGUGUGGUCCUUUGGUAUUCUCCUGUGGGAAAUAGCUUCCAUUGGAGGCACACCAUACCCAGCCAUUUCCACCAAGGUCCUGGCAGGUCGGCUGAUGGAAGGAUACCGCAUGACUAAACCAGCCAACUGCGAUGAACAAAUCUACUCCUUGAUGUUUCGUUGCUGGGAGGAGGACCCUAGCAACAGACCCUCCUUCAGUGAUCUGAUCCGCAUCCUCAGCAAGAUGGAUGACAAUAAGACUGAACAGACGUACAUGGCGAUCGAUCGCGCUCACUAUGAGAACUUCAGCGUGAUCCGACCGGAGCUUGAUGACAACUAAACGGACAUACCAAGCCCAAAUCUUCCCUAACGACUGAGGAAAAGAGUAUUAGCAUUAAAGUAGAAAUAUUAGAAUAAUGCACAACCGACUCAAGUGGUUCAGCUGUAUGUUCUUACACAGAAAGUGAUUGAUAUCGCGGUUUGGUUUCAGAAAAUUUAAAGUCUGUUUGCAUACUUUAAUUAAGUAGACCAUUCUGGGAAUUAGAUUUUGCUGUCAGUAGUUGUUAUACUUACUCAUUGUUUAAUUUUGUUGUAUGAGUAUAGUUUUGUUUGCAAGUAAUUUUUGCUUUGUAAAAUGCCAAUUUGAAUGAAGUUGUUAAUAUUAUGGUACAUAAUGAAUAAAAUAAUGUUUGGAAAAAAAUGGAAUCCGGCGGUUUUGAAUCGCUGUGAAAGUCCAGGUGAGAAUUUAAGCAUGAAUAAUAUAGUACAUUUCUAGUAAUUGUUGACAGAAUUGUGAAAUAAAUACUCGGGCAAAAGUAUUUUUUUUGUAGGAAUUAGAUUUGUAAAUGUAAAAUGUACUGAAUUAAUACAAUUUAAUUGAAAUUUAGAAUGUGUAUGAAUUUAAUGUAGGCCAACACAGAAAGUAGUUAUUGCUCAUUGGAACAUUUUUCGUUUGUAUUGUUUUAUUAAAGCUACAGAUACUCAGACGAUACAGAAUCUUUUGGCUAUUAUGUAACAUUAUGCACUUUCUUUGUAUAAACUGAUGACUAUACUAAUGUUAAAGCAAGCAUAAUAAUUUGUCCGUGCUGAAAAAAUAUACUCCAGGAAUAGAUAAUAUUAUGCUAUUUAAAUUUGAAGAUUUUUUUGGCAGCAAAUUUUGAUUAUAAAAUGCUUUUGGAGGAUACAACGACCCCAUUAUCCAUUCAUAAAACUCGAAAAUACGAAAAAAACAUGAACAUGAUUGACAGGAGAGAUGAUGACUGUUGGCUGGGUCAGAAAGCAGAUUGAUCUAACUAAUGUGUGCAUUUCAUAAUUCAGUUACAGAUAUACGUUUUCUU